GUUAGGAGCGAAGAGGUGAGAGACAGAGAGAGAUUGUAAAGAUGUGUGUGUAAAAAUCAGCAGUCCAUUUACAUGUAGACAUAAUUGACACAGCAUGCUAACAGACAAAUAAAGAAGCAUUCCACAAAAUUGGAAACACAUUUAAGCUGAAUUAUUACUAUAACAAGCAAUGUAAAUCAAUAUUGAAAAUAAUAAAAAACAAUUAUAAAAACCAAUGACUGCAUAUAGUUUAGUUCCAAUAUUAAACAUCCAGACUGAUGGUAAAAUAUCUUAAGCAACGACAUGCUAUUUAAGAUGUUAUGUCAGAAGACAAACAAGCAAAUGUUCCAUUUGUCCUAUAAUGAAACACUGGGAAUUAGAGUUUUUCUCAGUGAGUUGAUUCCCCCAUGUGAUGAAUGCAGCCGAAACCAAGGAACCAAUAGUAUGCAGAUGAAAACAAGGAACCAAUAGCAGGGGACCCAGUAGUACCUGUGACCCAUCACCUUCACUAAAGAUACUGGUCAAAAAGUUGCAGAAGGCAGACAAAGAGUUUUGCUAGAGGGAGACAAGCAUAAGCAUAAAAUCCUCACACCCCCACCAACAUCAUGUUUAGACUAUUGAUCUCUAGGAGAGUCCCACCACCAACAUAAUGUUUAGACUAUUGAUCUCUAGGAGAAGUCCCACCACCAACAUAAUGUUUAGACUAUUGAUCUCUAGGAGAAGUCCCACCACCAACAUAAUGUUUAGACUAUUGAUCUCUAGGAGAGGUCCCACCACCAACAUCAUGUUUAGACUAUUGAUCUCUAGGAGAAGUCCCACACCAAACAUCAUGUUUAGACUAUCAAUCUCUAGGAGAAGUCCCACCACCAACAUCAUGUUUAGACUAUCGAUCUCUAGAAGUCCCACCACCAACAUCAUGUUUAGACUAUUGAUCUCUAGGAGAAGUCCCACCACCAACAUCAUGUUUAGACUAUUGAUCUCUAGGAGAAGUCCCACCACCAACAUCAUGUUUAGACUAUUGAUCUCUAGAAGUCCCACCACCAACAUCAUGUUUAGACUAUUGAUCUCUAGAAGUCCCACCACCAACAUCAUGUUUAGACUAUUGAUCUCUAGGAGAAGUUCCACCACCAACAUCAUGUUUAGACUUUCGAUCUCUAGAAGUCCCACCACCAACAUAAUGUUUAGACUAUCGAUCUCUAGGAGAAGUCCCACCACCAACAUCAUGUUUAGACUAUCGAUCUCUAGAAGUCCCACCACCAACAUCAUGUUUAGACUAUCGAUCUCUAGGAGAAGUUCCACCACCAACAUCAUGUUUAGACUUUCGAUCUCUAGAAGUCCCACCACCAACAUCAUGUUUAGACUAUUGAUCUCUAGGAGAAGUUCCACCACCAACAUCAUGUUUAGACUUUCGAUCUCUAGAAGUCCCACCACCAACAUCAUGUUUAGACUAUCGAUCUCUAGGAGAAGUCCCACCACCAACAUCAUGUUUAGACUAUCGAUCUCUAGGAGAAGUCCCACCACCAACAUCAUGUUUAGACUAUUGAUCUCUAGGAGAAGUCCCACCACCAACAUCAUGUUUAGACUAUUGAUCUCUAGGAGAAGUCCCACACCAAACAGCACCAAAUAAACAAGGUCAAAGUGAAAAUAGCUAUAUAUUUAAGAUUUAGAGGUGGGAUAGUAUGGGUGUAUUUGA
Molecule: messenger RNA, 1672 nt
Organism: Oncorhynchus keta (chum salmon)
Lineage: Eukaryota; Metazoa; Chordata; Actinopteri; Salmoniformes; Salmonidae
Exons: 6
Coding region: 629-1606 (325 amino acids)
Source: RefSeq, a predicted model, not a curated record